GAUUACCCAUUAUCACCACCAAAAAUGCAAUUUACAUGUGAUAUAUUCCAUCCGAAUAUCUAUCCUGAUGGUCGUGUUUGCAUCAGUAUAUUGCAUGCGCCUGGUGUUGAUCCAACUGGCUACGAGACAAGCGCUGAGCGUUGGUCGCCAGUUCAGUCAAUUGAAAAAAUCUUAAUUUCUGUGAUUUCGAUGCUUGCUGAGCCAAACGAUGAGAGUGCAGCGAAUGUGAACGCAGCAAAGAUGUGGCGUGAAGAUCGAGAACAAUUCGAAAGAAUCGCUGACAAUUUGGUUCGUCAGACAUUGUGUCUUCCGACGAAUACGAGUGAAUAA
Messenger RNA from Anisakis simplex (herring worm), 330 nucleotides. The record is from the annotation of a GenBank genome assembly. Lineage: Eukaryota; Metazoa; Nematoda; Chromadorea; Rhabditida; Anisakidae.